Messenger RNA from Gossypium raimondii (Peruvian cotton), 2743 nucleotides. Its product is annotated as telomere repeat-binding protein 5. The coding region runs from base 418 to 2523 and encodes 701 amino acids. The record is from RefSeq and is a predicted model, not a curated record. NCBI's taxonomy places the organism in Eukaryota, Viridiplantae, Streptophyta, Magnoliopsida, Malvales, Malvaceae. The transcript has 10 exons.
AAAAAUUGAGUGGUUUUCAGAGGGUUUAGGCGAUCAGAGGGGGGAAAAAAGAACGCAAAUUGUUUUGUUUUUGGUGAGAAAAAUAAACUGACAAUUCAAGAGAAAAUCCCAGAUGGCUUCUGCUUGAUGAGCACAGAGAAGAUUUCCCUUCUGUUUUCUGGGGAAAAUAUGGGGUAGAAAAUGGAAGUGAGUAUUUUUUUUUCUCGUCUGGGAAGAGAAUUUUCAUUUUGGUUAGUUGUUUCUGCGAUCUUAAGUUUGGUUUCGAGUUUCAUUUUUUGAGUGAAAAGUUCAUAGCUUAUAGGGUCCAAUCAUCUGAGUUUAGUCGAGACAUUGAUUGAUAUAAUCACAUAUACUUUCAAUCGCUUGGAAAUUGAUUCAUUGCUUAUAAUGUGUUCGAUGUGGUUCCAUCUUUGAAACAUGGUAUUGCAGAAGAGGUUAGACUAUGGAUUCAAUGGCUAUCAGGUGCCCACUAUUCCUCGAGCAACCAGAUCAGCUAGGAAAAGGGUUCCAUUUAGAAAGAGAGUUGAAGGCAACCGAAUUAGUGCAUUUGAUUUACUGGCCACUGUAGCUGGGACGUUAUUGCUAGAUAAAGAAAGUUCUCCUGCAUCUAAUAAAGCAUGGAAUGCUGAAGAUCAGUCUGCAGUUGAAAAAAAUAAUGUAAAAGAGGAAAGGCAGGAUGGAGAUCAGUCAUUGAAGCUAGAAACUUGCAAUGUUUCUGAACUUGUUCCCCAAACUAACGACCCAAAUUAUAGUUCUAGGGAAUCCCCUAGCCUACAAAAUGGCACCCAAUUUGGAGUUACUUCUGCCAUAACAACUUCCGAAAGACUCGAUUCUCAGAAGUUGAUAAAUGGAAAAAUCAAGAAUGAAAUGGGAGGUUUGGCUUGUAAGGUAGAGACAGGUCCAUUUGUUUCCAGGACACCUGGUGAUUGUGUUGAACCAGUUUCUGAAAAUAAAGUGUUGACGGAUGAGGAACUGGAUAGAACUAAUAAGGCUUCAUCUGGGGAAGUGGCUGAUAAAUGCCCCUUAGAGGAUCCACUUGUCUUGGAUGGUAAACCCCCUGCUGUAGUUAGCUCAGACAGUAGUAUUAAGGCACCUUCAUUUGGGGAACACGACCCCUUUAUUUCCUUUCCCAUACAGCAGUAUGAUGUAAAUGUAGUCAGUAGAGAUGAUGAUGAAAAAUCUUCUGGGUGUACUCACCCUAGCCCCAUAAGAGAACCAUUUAGGUCAACCCCUCGGAUUGGAGACCGAAGAAUUAGGAAGAUACUGGCUUCUAGAUACUGGAAAGUAGCUCUGAGAUCAAAGAAUGCAACAUAUUCCAAUUAUGAUGAGAAUUUGAAAUCGGGUUACUGCAAUAGGAGCACUUAUAAACGCCUAAGGUCUGGAAGGAACUUCCCCUUCAAAAAAAGAAAGUUUUUGCACUAUACCUCAGAGUCAAACUCAGAUGGAGGAACCAUCGGUGAGGGCAUUUCUGAUUUACCUGAGAAGAACAUCAAUGGAAAAGCUUCCAUUCUAUAUUCAAAGAUGCAUGGAGUCACUGGAGAAUCAUCUUCACUAGCAGACCAACGCAAAUCAUUCAACUCUAGGGAUCCUCAUGUGAAGCUCAGGAUCAAAUCUUUCAGGGUACCGGAAUUAUUUAUUGAAAUUCCAGAAUCUGCAACUGUUGGUUCUUUGAAGAGGACUGUUAAGGAGGCAGUAACAGCGAUACUUGGAGGUGGAUUGUGUGUUGGUGUACUGCUUCAAGGAAAGAAGGUUAGGGAUGAUAAUAAAACUCUGCUGCAGACGGGAAUUUCUCGUGAUAACCAGAUGGAUUCUCUGGGUUUUAGCCUGGAGCCUAACCCAUCACAUACUUCCCCUUCUUUAUGCCCUGGAGGUUCUCCCUUAACACUUCCCCAUGACAUACCUCUACCACUAGCUAGGUAUCCGGCAAAUCCUGGUUUAGUUAAUCAGGUUACUUGUCAUCCCUCAACUGAGCCUUGCAUACCCAAUGCGUGCGACUUUAUUGAGAGCAACAAUGAUUGUACGGCCUCACCUACUGACAUGUUUGACAAAAGCACAACUGAAUCAAAAGCAUUGGUAGCUGUACCAGCAAUGAGCGUGGAAACAUUAGCUGCAGUUCCCGUUCAUAAGAAAUCCAAGCAAUCUGAAGUUGCACAGCGAAGAAUUCGUCGACCUUUCUCUAUUUCUGAAGUUGAAGCCUUGGUUCAGGCCGUUGAGAAACUUGGAACUGGAAGGUGGCGUGAUGUUAAACUAAGAGCUUUUGAUAAUGCGAAGCAUCGCACUUAUGUUGAUUUGAAGGAUAAGUGGAAAACACUACUGCACACGGCAAGAAUAUCCCCGCAGCAAAGGCGGGGAGAGCCGGUACCCCAAGAACUCUUGGACAGGGUUCUAAACGCCCACACCUACUGGUCUCAGCAGCAAGCCAAGCAGCAGCAGCAGCAGCUGCCAGAGAGCUGCCUUCCCCAUUAUAACUCUACAAUGAUAGGUAGUGGCCGAUGUGAUGAUGACGAAAAUAUCUUAGGUUGAUUAUGGGUUUAGGAUUUUUUUUUUAAUUUCCUGUAUGUUUAUUAUGAUUAUGUAAAAAAUAAUAGGUAUGACAAGGAUGAAAUAGAAGUACCAAGAAAUCUAUGUAAUAUUUUAUGGUCUGCUCUUAGCUUAUGAUUAUUCUCUUGCAACAAAGAUAUUUGGCCCUUCUGUGAAUGGUUGAUUAAAUAAAGGCUUGUUGACUGUAUUAAACUUCACAUAA